AUGGAUCAAAGAACAAGGUACAUUAACAACGCGUCUGGCGAAGCACCUCGACGAGGACGAAGGACUCCUGCGCAAUGGUUUAAGAAAUAUUUUUGGGAAGGACAGACUGUGACUGAAACCCAAAUUAAGGCUCUCGAGGAACUAGAACCUGAUGCACCAUGGCACAGGAAGCUUAUGGUGAAGUACCGUCUUUUCGUUGGUAUUGCCAUAGCGUCGGGACUCUGUCACAUUGUUUGGUGGACUUGCGCCAUUAAGUACAACUGGUUUGCUCUCUUUCCUGACUUAUACUACAUGACCUUGACAAUGGUUCUUGGCGGUACUGUUGCAGGAAUGACCAGCGAAGGUGGAGGUGCAGUUGCUUUUCCCGUAUUGACCCUUGCUUUUGAUGUGUCACCAUCAGUGGCACGCGAUGUGGCACUUAUGGUGCAGUCCUGCGGUAUGUCAGCAGCAACUUUUGUCAUCUUCUGGAUGCGGGUGCAGAUAGAGAUGCACUCCAUAGUAUUUUGUUUCGCCGGAGGUGUCCUCGGAGUCAUACUUGGGCUGGAGUUUGUGGAUCCGUACGUCAGUGCAAAGGUAAAGAAAAUGAUUUUCGUCUGCGUGUGGUUCUCAUUUGCCUUCGCCCUCUUUCUUCUCAAUCGCUACCACAAGCGCAAGACUUACAAGACCAUCCCUAACAUCAAGCCUUGGAAGAUAUUCGUUCUCCUGAUGUGUGGAUUUAUCGGUGGCCUCUUUACUGCCGUUGUCGGGGGCGGAGUGGACAUCUGCAGCUUCAGCGUCUUGACGCUCCUGUUCCGUGUCACUGAGAAGACGGCCACGCCAACAUCAGUUGUCAUGAUGGCAUGGACUUCUCUGGUGGGCCUGUUCUGGCGCCGGGUCAUCCAAGAAUCUGUCACUCUUCAAGCCUGGAACUACAUCAUUGUGACUGCUCCAGUUGUGAUGUUCAUGGCUCCUUUAGGCUCCAUCCUUGGAACUCACUUCCAUCGCCAAGUUCUUGCUGCCUUAAUCUACAUCUUGGACACAAUCUCUCUUCUCACCGCCUUCGUUAUCGUCCCACUCAGCCCAGCACUAAUUGGGAUGUCCGUGGGCAUAUUAAUCUUUGGAUUCGCCUUCUUCGGCUUGAUCGCCUAUGCUGGCCAGAGAAUGAUGGAAAAUAUUGAACGGAACAAUGCAGAGCUGGCACAUGUGGAGGUUAAUGGAACGAAAGAAAUGGAAGCUGCUAAUGAAGGCUUUUCCAACAUAGGAUAUAAAGCUGACACUACUGCUUUGUAGAAAAAUGAAUUGAUCAGGCACAGACUAGCAAAAACACUCGCGCUAUAAAGUGAGAAAGCGUAUCUUCUGUAACAUUUUAAAGUAAACAUUGCAAUAUGUAACCUACGUUAAGCGUUAUAGGAACGCACUCCAGAUAGUAAACUGUCUGUAAGUUCUUGACUAAUCUAAGCGUAGCACCAAACACAGCUAUAAUUUUUAAUACAGAGAUCUCACUCCGGCGGAAUCUCACAAUUUACCAGACCUACAAUUGUUGGGUAUAUCUAACUAUUUAAUAACACCUGGAAGUUUUCUUUGUAACUUAACUUUGUUGUAAAGAACUCGGGAUUCAUCAUGUUAAGGGGCUGGCCAGUCCCCUCCAGUUGUAGAGGCGCAUUUUGUAAGUAAUUGUGAAAUUUCAUGUCGAUUUUAAACUGAUUUCCACUGCUUUUCAGUAUGUUUUAAAUCAUUCGUUACAUUAGAAUCUUAUUUUUGUUUGGUUUUUGGUGGUACAAAACGUCUCUGUUGAAGGUCUUAAUUAGGAGAACGAGAUAUCGAGGUGCUAUGAUGGAAUCAAGUUUCCAACAAAGUAGUUUUUUUUUCUCUGCUGUGUAUAAUUUUCCAAUUCCUUACUGAUUAUUGAUGUGAGUCUAUUUAGAACUUUUGCUAACUAACAAUAGAGCGGUUUUCGAAAUAAAUUUCAAAUUCGCUUUGA
Molecule: messenger RNA, 1960 nt
Organism: Orbicella faveolata
Lineage: Eukaryota; Metazoa; Cnidaria; Anthozoa; Scleractinia; Merulinidae
Cellular component (GO): membrane
Source: RefSeq, a predicted model, not a curated record